This is a messenger RNA of Galleria mellonella (greater wax moth), 1553 nucleotides long. Its product is annotated as protein NDRG3-like. Gene Ontology annotation, cellular component: cytoplasm. The record is from RefSeq and is a predicted model, not a curated record. Bases 405 to 1382 code for a protein of 325 amino acids. NCBI's taxonomy places the organism in Eukaryota, Metazoa, Arthropoda, Insecta, Lepidoptera, Pyralidae. Gene Ontology annotation, biological process: signal transduction. The transcript has a single exon.
CCGACCACUGGCGAAAACAUCCGAACAGUGCCGAACCGGUCUCUCUCCGGGAUUCACGUUUGCCGAGCCUCUACAUUAUUGACCAUUUCCUGACAUAUUAUUCGCAAAAACUCAUACUGCCGAUAAUACUGCCCCAAAUAAUAAAACGACAAGUGAAUAAGUAAACGCGAUAGUGUUAAAUACGAAUAAUAAAGUUGUACAUUGUGUAACCAGAAAUGCGUGUUGUAAACACACAGCUCUGUGACGCUGACGGAUUACGUUAAUUAACAUAUUAACUCUAAUAUACUACUGAAAACCCUGGAGACCGACCCAUUGUGUGAGGUGAAAUUACAAAGCAUUGGUGCAUUUUAACCGAACUGUACUAUUGGAGUGUAUAAAUAAUAAAUAAAUAAAUAAAAAAAAAAAUGCCGACAAAUAUACAAGAAAACAUCGCCCUCCUAAAUAUGGUAUCUUCAGAUAAUCUUGAAGACGAUUUGAAGAGUGUUCAGCUACAUUAUCCUUCGGAAAGACGAUUGCAAAGCGAUGGCGCAUGUGUAGAAGAGAGGGUGAGAACGUCUCGCGGGGACAUUUUGGUUGCGGUCCGAGGAGAUCGCAGUAAACGCGCCAUACUGACGUACCAUGACCUUGGCCUCAAUUAUGCCGCGAACUUCCAAGCAUUCUUUAAUUUUGUCGAUAUGAGAGCGAUAUUAGACAAAUUCUGUAUUUAUCAUGUCAAUGCUCCUGGUCAAGAGGAAGGCGCUCCCGCAUUACCCGAAGACUACACUUACCCAACAAUGGAUGCUCUGGCCUCUCAAAUUGAUUUCAUACUUGGGCAUUUCGGUAUAAGAUCCUUCAUCGGUUUCGGAGUGGGUGCAGGCGCUAACAUUUUGGCCCGCUACGCUAUUGCUAACCCUCAAAGAGUUGAUGCUUUAGCACUGAUUAAUUGCACAUCCACCCAGGCUGGGUGGACAGAAUGGCUGUACCAGAAAAUUAAUACUCGACAACUUCGAUCCAGUGGGAUGACUCAGGGCGCUCUUGACUAUCUCAUGUGGCACCACUUUGGCCGAAGCACUGAAGAUCGCAACCAUGACCUUGCACAAGUAUACAAAGAUUGUUUUUCUCACGUAAAUCCGAUUAAUUUGUCGAUGUUUAUCGAUUCGUUCAUUCGUCGUAGCGAUUUGGGAAUAUCUCGUGAGAACAAUUCCAUUAAAGUACCGGUUUUGAAUGUGACAGCUGCUUUGUCGCCACAUGUUGAUGAUACUGUAACCUUUAACGGUCGCUUGGAUCCCACUAAGACGUCGUGGCUAAGCAUUUCUGAUUGCGGAAUGGUAUUGGAGGAGCAGCCCAGUAAAAUAGCAGAGGCUUUCAGACUGUUUCUGCAGGGCGAGGGUUAUUGCAGGUAGUCAUAUUGCCCCAGACAACGAACCGUGCGCAGCGCUGCUACUCAUAGAAUGCACUGAUGCUUACACGCGAGCUUUAACGACACUGUUGUUUGUAGUCACGUUGAUGACGUAGAGAAAAAUGUUGUUCCUUGUUUUUAGAUAUUUAUGGGAAUAAAUUUAUUUUACGGCUUA